AAUAUUCUGGACUCCACUUUCAAUCGUAUUUUUCCUUGCUUUUCUGUAGAUGGCCCUGAUCUGCAUAAUGCUGCUGGCUUCUCCCCACCCUCGAGCCCAAACCCAACCAAGAAGAGCAGCUCCAUCACCUGGUCCUUCCCAGACAAGAUCAAGUCCCCACGCACUGUCAGGAAGAUCUCCAUGAAGAUGAAGAAGCUUCCGGAGCUCAGCCGGAAACUCAGCGUCAAGGGAACCCUGACUAGCAACCAGUUAGAGCCAAGAGCUCAUUCUCCACGAAACAACGGCAACGGGUCUGACGCUGUCCUCCAGACUUCAGGACCUCCUCGAUUAGCGGCGUCUGGAGGCGGCCAUGCGAGUCGAAACGUGAUUUCCCGCUACCACCUGGACAGCAGCGUGUCCACCCAGCACAGCUUUAGCAAGAAAAAGAGUAACGGCAGCUCAAAGUCUGCCAGCAAAGGUGGCUACCUCAGUGAUGGGGACUCACCGGAGCUGGUGGCCAAAUCUGGCAAGCACGGCUCUGCAGAGGGGAAGGGAGGGAAAGGCAAGGACACGGAAGGAGGCGGCAGCUCCAAAACCAAUGGCUCUGAGCUGGACAUUGACGCUUUCCGCCAUUACAGCUUCACAGAGCAGCCCAAGUGCAGCCAGUACAUCUCCGGACUCAUGAGCCUGCACUUCUACGGCGCCGAGGACCUCAAACCCCCUCGCAUUGACUCUCGAGAUGUUUACUGUGCCAUCCAAGUGGACUCGGUUAAUAAGGCUCGAACCGCUCUCCUCACAUGCCGAACAACCUUCCUGGACAUGGACCACACCUUCAACAUCGAGCUGGAAAACGCCCAGCACCUGAAGCUGGUGGUGUUCAGCUGGGAGCCCACGCCGAGGCGCAACCGCGUGUGCUGCCACGGCACGGUGGUGCUGCCCGCGCUCUUCCGGGUGACGCGCUCCCACCAGCUGGCCGUGAAGCUGGAGCCGCGCGGGCUGAUCUACGUCAAGCUGAGCCUGAUGGAGCAGUGGCAGAACUCUCUGGACGGCGGGCCCGACGGAGACAGGGAGCCCCAGGUGUUCGGUGUGGAGGCUUGGAAGGUGGUGGAGAGGGAGAACACGGGACUGAUGGUGCCGCUGCUCAUAAGCAAGUGCAUCAAUGAGAUCGAGAAGAGAGGCUGCCAGGUUGUGGGUCUCUACCGUCUUUGUGGGUCUGCGGCUGUGAAGAAGGAGCUACGGGAGGCGUUCGAGAGAGACAGUCACGCUGUGGAGCUCUGUGAAAACACGUACCCCGAUAUCAACGUCAUCACAGGCGUGUUGAAGGACUACCUGCGGGAGCUGCCCCACCCGCUGAUCACCAAGCAGCUGUACGAGGCCGUGCUGGAGUCCAUGGGCGCCCGGCCGCUGCGCAUGGGGGCGGCGGGCUGCGAGAACGAGCAGGCCGACGCCGAGCACACCGUGGGGCUGCUGGAGCACCUGCCGGAGGUGGAGAGGGUGACGCUGAAGAAGCUUCUCGACCACUUGAAGCUCGUCGCCUCCUACCAGGACGUCAACAAGAUGACCUGCCAGAACCUGGCCGUGUGCUUCGGCCCGGUGCUGCUCAGCCAGCGCCAGGAGGCGUCCUCGCACUCCAACCGCGUCUUCAUCGACUCCGAGGAGCUGGCCAGCGCCCUGCACUUCAAAAAGCACAUCGAGGUGCUGCACUACCUGCUGCAGCUGUGGCCAGUUGUGGACCUGUAUGCCCAGUUCUCCGGACCCCAGACUCCUGCAGCCUCGCUGGACGUGUCGGCGCCCAUACGACGGAGAAAAGAGCGCCCACAGGUCCUGAACUUCACUGAGGCAGAGAUGGCGGGUGUUCUGAGGCCCAAAGCGGGACGCCUGGACAGCCCCAGCAACCGCUACGCUGGGGACUGGAGCGGCUGCGGCGACAGCUACUUCCAUUCGGAAAUGACUCUGCCUCCGAGCAAAGAGGAGGCGGACUACGACGACGUGCCCUCGGAGGACGCGGAAGCAGCCGAGGAAGUGCAGGAGAAGCCAGAGGACGCAGAGGGCGACGGGGGCCAGGAGGCCACGAGCCCGAAUCCUGCUGAGCAGGAGCCGCUUCCGAAGGACGAGGCGCUGAUGGAGAAGGAGAACGAGGAGCAGGAACAGCGCGACGACAGGCGGCCGUUAAAGGACGAGAAGGACGAGAGGCCGUGUGAGCACAUCCUGCCCCCGCGGCUGCCCAAAGAGCACACCUACCAGGCCUACAUGAAGAUCCAGGACAUCAGCCCCGUGCUGGGCAACAGGGUCAACCUGAGAGACCUGCAGGAGAGCAUCGACACGCUGAUCGGGAACCUGGAGCGAGAGCUCAACAAGAACAAGCUCAACGUCGGCUACUGACUCCUAGUCCGCACUCAUCCUCUCACACGCGGUCCUGAAGCCCGAUGAGGUUCGAGGGGAGACUUUCACUGAUCGAGGUGCUUCAUGAUAGAGCCUCGUGUUUCCAAGGUGAUCCAGUGAUGUCACCGUGGCAACGUGGCCUACAGUGCUGCUGUAAAGAUGACGAGAUGAGUACUAAUGCAACAGGGCACUUCCAGCAUUUGCAUCUUACCCACACACAUUCCUAAUGUUUUUAUUCUGCUUUGAUUACGUCGACUCGUCUUUGUGUUGUUAUUUCAGUCUGAUUCAGUGUUUCAUGUUGUUAAUGUUGCUUCUCUUCUUAUUAGAAGAACCCAUUGACCCCUCAGGGGUAUUAAGGUGCCUUAAUUGUGUGAAGGUGGUACGUCAAGAUGAGAAUCCACCCUGGAAUAAAAUGCACCCCCUGCUGUGAAUUUCAGUAAACCAGUUGUAAAAGUGUUCAUAGCAGAGCGUUCCCACUAAGUACUGGCAGCGUCUGAAGCCCUUCUGGUCAUCGCCCACAUCUGCUCAGAGGUACGAGGAGUCUGGCAUCGUUCAGCCCCUCAAGAAGGACCGGUUCCCAACAAAAAUGCACAGCAAUUUAAUUAGUAAAAAUGUGCAAAGGAAACAAAACUUUUAUUGCUUUUUUGAGCUUCUUCUUGCUUUUUUAGAAAUUGAUGAGUAGACAUUGAGCCAUAAGUGGAGUUUGUUGUGUUUCAGGGUGGAUUCUCUGUUUAAGGCAGCAGAGAGCUUCUCUAGUGAGGUACGAAACACUAAAUGUUGUACAACAGUAAUGCACUUAUGAGGCAGGCUCAGCGUCGCUCGUCAUUACAGUGGAUGGGGUAGAGAAAUACUCUGAACCGAGGGAGAAGAAGCUGCAGUGGGUUGAAACGCGCACACGCACGCACACACACACACACACACUCACGCACACGCACACACACACACACACACACACACACACACACACACACGCACACACACACACACACACCUGUCAGAGCUGGAUAUAAGAGGAAGAAACUCUUAUCUAAGAUUGCAGAUGUGGAGUUGAGAUAAAGUUCAUCUCGAGCCUCCAACUCAAAAAAGGGCCAACACGUAUUUCAUGUGGCGUCAUAUUCAAUUUAGACUUAAAGACACAUUUGACAUCUCGGGAAAUACACCCACGCUCCUUCCUGCCAAGAGUGAGAUGAGACGACUGAUACCACGUUAACAUCUAAUCAUUAUCACAGUGUGGAGGCUGAAAACGGGGAAAAGUUCAGCUCAGCUCUGUUUGAAGGUAGAAAAGUUCUCAAUUCACGGCUCAAUUCACACUGUCUAAUAUGUGGAGUCAAUGGCGUCGCAGACUCUUUCACUGCCUUGGCAGAAGAAGUGAAGCGUCUCAGCGCGUUCAUUGAUUUCUUCACACGCCCACCACGCCGUCACCUCUUCGCUUCUUCCGGCUUGUGGCAAAACCGUGAAUUAAGCGCAACCCAAAUGUGAAGCACAACUUGUCAAAAGCGGCGGCGGAAGCCGUCGCGGGAGCUUCAGUACGACUCGGCCACAGCAGCUGCCUGAGUGGACAAAGGGCAGGGAUUCAGAAUGAGCAGUAUUUAACCUAUAUGUAUAUGUACAUAAUUAUAUAAAUGUAUUCGGAGUAUAUUAUUUUUACAGCUUUUCAUUCAGUGGCGUAUUUAAAUACUUCCAAUGACCUCGUAGUGUGAAAUUGUAGCAAUAGUUGCUUUGCCUCCCUUCGAGCUACCUGUACACAUUUAAAUGUGCUGGACUAAUGAUACAACUUCAUGAACUUUUGUGCGCUCUCGCAGAAAAACGUGAUGCUGUUAUUUUUGUUAUAUUGUGUAUAUAUUUGAGAAUGCUUCGUGUCUCUGGUGGACUAAGCUGUGUUCAUGAUUUUUGGUGUGUGUGUGUUUUUUAAGGGUCCUGAACGUCGCAUGGUCAGAAGCUUUACAGACUUAAACACGGCUCUUUCUCAUCUGCCCUUUGAUAUUUAUGUGGUGACUUGGUGAUGUUCGCUUGUCACACGAUUACAUCGCUCCGCUUCUUCAGAGGACGCAGACGCAGACAGAGAUGUUCAGAAUCCAUAGACCAGGGUUUGGUUGUUUCUUAUGAGACAAAGUACAGGAGCAGGUUCCUAAAACCUAGAAGCUUAAACUAUGAAUUAGUCUAAAAAUGUCCUUAUUUCAGGAGCAAAUGGAUGAAAAUGUCUUAACCCAGUUCAGCAUCUAACAUUUAUGUGAAACACAGCAGAAUUCUGCUCCUCGGCUCCUUUCAAACCCUCAGGCAUCAAAAGCACAAACAGCUUCUGGCUGCCUUUUCAAUGACUUGAAAUGAAAUUUUGAGAUGAAAUUGCAUUGCUGUAACGUGUCUGUCUGCUCCUCUCUGUCCUUUGGAGACGAGUCGUCGCCUGCAAAGCGUCACUAAGCAAAACGGCAAACUGCUUUGUAUCAGUCCUGAGAAACGUACGGUCAUAAUAAUAAAGUAUAUUAUUUUACAGUUCA
Molecule: messenger RNA, 4856 nt
Organism: Betta splendens (Siamese fighting fish)
Lineage: Eukaryota; Metazoa; Chordata; Actinopteri; Anabantiformes; Osphronemidae
Gene: syde2
Product: synapse defective 1, Rho GTPase, homolog 2 (C. elegans)
Exons: 5
Biological process (GO): signal transduction
Source: RefSeq, a predicted model, not a curated record